GAUCUCGGGGCAAUACGAGUAACCGAGGAGGACCUAAUAGCUCUAGAAAGCGCAAUCAGUCGGAAAUAUUCUAUAUACACUUUUAACGUAGUACGUACUACUACGUUUCUCGCUAAAGAUCUUAUAAAUAACGAGCUUUAUAGAUAUGAUUUUAUCCUAGUAACUAUAGAGGCGUAUAAUUCUAAGGGAAUUAUUCUAGCUUAUAAUAAGCCGUUCCUUAAAGUUAUUAUCUAUUAUUCUCUCUUAGACUGUCUUUCUAUCGAGUUAUAUAUUAGCACUCUAUAUAUAUCCUUUAGUAGUAGAGGUAAAGAAACCAGCGAAUCUGCCUCGGUUAUUUUACUAGAUACGCUCUUAUUAAGGGUCCGACGCGCUCGAUUUCACGAUAAACUCCCCGUACUACUUAACCUAGCCCGCGAACUAGCCUCUAAAAUAACGGAAGAAUGCUCGAAAGCCGACCUCGACGGACUUUAG
Messenger RNA from Penicillium verrucosum, 471 nucleotides. RefSeq lists its product as uncharacterized. The annotation marks the transcript as partial. The record is from RefSeq and is a predicted model, not a curated record. The transcript is spliced from 4 exons. NCBI's taxonomy places the organism in Eukaryota, Fungi, Ascomycota, Eurotiomycetes, Eurotiales, Aspergillaceae.